AUGGAGUCAGAACAAAUGCAUUUUUUAAGUUCUUACCAAGUGAAUGCCACACAUUAUAGUAGUAUUGGUGAAUGGAUAGAUAGUGCCGAUAUAGAAUAUGUUAAUAUUGGUUUGGUAUCCUGUUCAUUACCUAAAGCUGGAUACUAUAUGAUACGUGCCUCCAAUAAUGGACUGGACUACAGUAAUGAAGUUUUCUACUUCGCCAAUGAUAGAGAUUGUUACAAUUGUAAUACCACCGAAGGAACUUGUGCUCAAAGGGAUAAUGAAUGUAUCAUUGAUGAAAAGUGUCAUUUUGUGUUUGUUGUUUAG
This is a messenger RNA of Lottia gigantea (owl limpet), 309 nucleotides long. RefSeq lists its product as hypothetical. Lineage: Eukaryota; Metazoa; Mollusca; Gastropoda; Lottiidae. The record is from RefSeq and is a predicted model, not a curated record. The coding region runs from base 1 to 309 and encodes 102 amino acids. The transcript is spliced from 3 exons.